Messenger RNA from Yamadazyma jaroonii, 1569 nucleotides. Lineage: Eukaryota; Fungi; Ascomycota; Pichiomycetes; Serinales; Debaryomycetaceae. The record is from the annotation of a GenBank genome assembly.
AUGGUUACUAUGGAAGACAUUGAAAGUUAUAAAGCAAUUAUUGCAAUUGUUGGAUUAUUAAUAACUUAUCAUGUAUUGCAAUAUGCUUCUUUUAAAUACAAAGAGAAGAAGUUAGGAUGUGAACCUAUGUUUGCCAAUAUAAAUGAUUAUCUGUUUGGGUUCAGGACAGCUCUUGAGUUCAUGAAGAGGAAAAGAGAUGGGGAAAUUAUUGAUUAUGUUCAUUCAUUGUUUGAAGAUGGAGGAUUUGACACUGGAUCAACUAUGAUUGCUGGUAGAACCAUGAUCAAUACCAGAGAUCCUGAAAACAUUAAAGCUAUUUUAGGUACUCAAUUUAAUGACUUUGACUUGGGUAUUAGAUACAAACAAUUCUUACCAUUAUUGGGUGAUGGAAUCUUCACAUUAGAUGCUCAAGGUUGGAAACAUAGUAGAGCUAUGUUAAGACCCCAAUUUUCAAGAGAACAAGUUGCUCAUGUUCAAUCAUUAGAACUUCACAUUCAAAGAUUAUUUAAACACAUUAAAGCUGAAAAGGGCCAAAAAUUUGAUAUUCAAGAUUUAUUCUUUAAGUUAACUAUUGAUACUGCUACUGAAUUUUUGUUCGGUGAAAGUUGUUCAAGUUUAGUUGAUGGUCUUGAAGAGGGUGCGAAAACUGAUGAUGAUGAAAUUUUGGAAAUUCGUAAGAAAUUCCCUAAAUCUUUCAAUGAUUCUCAAGCUAUUCUAGCUACUAGAGCUAUUUUACAAGAUUUCUAUUGGUUGUGUAAUACUUCUCAAUUCAAAUAUGAUUGUAAAGUUGUUCAUCAAUUCACUGAUUAUUAUGUUAAUAAAGUAUUAAACACUCCAACCGAAGUUUUGAAUGAAAAAUCUUCUGGUGGUUAUACUUUCUUAUAUGAAUUAGCUAAACAGACCAGAGAUCCAAAAAUUUUAAGAGACCAAUCAUUAAAUAUUUUAUUGGCUGGAAGAGACACUACUGCUGGAUUAUUAAGUUUUACAUUUUAUGAAUUAUCACGUAAUCCUGAAGUUUUCAAGAAAUUACAAGAAGAAAUUCAUGCUACUUUUGGUUCAGGUAAAGAUGCUAGAACCAACGAAAUUACUUUCGAGAGUUUAAAGAAAUGUGAAUAUUUAAAAGCUGUUAUCAAUGAAACUUUAAGAUUAUACCCAUCAGUUCCUAUUAAUUUCAGAACCACCAACAAAGAUACUUCAUUACCUCGUGGAGGUGGUAAAAAUGGACUUUCACCAGUUUUCAUGCCAAAAGGCCAAGUUGUUACUUAUUUCAUUUCUUCAUGUCAAAAGAAUAAAAAUAUUUAUGGAAAAGAUGCUGAUGUCUUUAGACCAGAAAGAUGGUUUGAAGAUUCAACUAGAAAAUUGGGUUGGGCUUAUUUACCAUUUAAUGGUGGUCCAAGAAUUUGUCUCGGUCAACAAUUUGCUUUAACUGAAGCCAGUUAUGCCGUUACCAGACUAGUUCAAGAAUUCUCUCAUAUUAAGAGUUAUAAUUCCGAAGCUGAUUAUCCUCCAAAGAAGAAUUCUCAAUUAACUAUGUGCUUACAAAAUGGUGCUCAUAUUGCUUUAUAUUAG